This is a messenger RNA of Hemicordylus capensis (graceful crag lizard), 9012 nucleotides long. It is a transcript of the gene CFAP46, whose product is annotated as cilia and flagella associated protein 46. Gene Ontology annotation, biological process: cilium movement involved in cell motility; axoneme assembly. The record is from RefSeq and is a predicted model, not a curated record. Bases 642 to 8810 code for a protein of 2722 amino acids. The transcript has 62 exons. Lineage: Eukaryota; Metazoa; Chordata; Lepidosauria; Squamata; Cordylidae.
GUCAAACUAAACCCCACCAGAUGAUGAUCUGUCCAUGAGAAAGGAGUGAUCUUAAAUUCCCCCACCUCCAGAUCAUUUAUUUCCCGGUCUGCAAAAACCAGAUCUAGAGUGUGUCCCACCACGUGGGUAGGGCCCGAUAUCAAUUGAGACAGGCCCAUGGUUGCCAUGGAGGCCAUGAAAUCCUGAGCCGCACCCACUAGGGGGGCCUCAGCGUGGACAUUGAAAUCCCCCAAAACAAUAAGCCUGGGGGAAUUCAAGGCCACCUCCGAGACCACCCCCACCAGCUCAGGUAGGGAGACUGAAGUGCAGCGGGGUGGUCGGUACACCAGCAGAAUCCCCAGCCUAUCUUGGAGGCCUACCCUCAAGGACAAGCACUCGAAAUUCUGAGAUGGCCUGACCGGGCACCUGGAAACGGGAAGAGUCUCUCGAAAGAUGACUGCAACGCGCGCAAAGGACUCCUGGGAGUUUUUUACAGCAACAGCGGGGAAGGGGUGGCAGGGAGGUAUCCUGCUGCCCCAAUUACUCCUACAAUUACGGCGCCAGAGCGGGAAAGUGGCGAGAGGGAACUGGUCCAAAGAAGUAGUGGGCAACGAGAGCUACAAAGUAGCAGAUUCAGCAAAAAGAUCUAUGACUAAGAAGGCAUGGAGUUGCUGAUCAGGCAGCAACUGUCUGAUGCUGAGAGACACCAAGAUGUUGAAGCUUUGAAGGUUACAUACAAGUUGAUUAAAUCAGCUGAUGAAGGAAAAUCAGCCCUUGAUUCAUCAGAGAGCUUCAGUUUUGACUUGUAUGUUUUGUGUGCAGAACAAGCACACAAGAUGGGUUUUCCGGAAAUGAGCAAAGACUGUCUCCAAAUGUAUUUUAAAGGAAAACCUCCUGUUAAUCAAUUUGUGGGUAGAGCAUACUUGUGCAGGAGCCUAUUAUAUACCCCCGUGUCUACUGAUAAUUUGGAACAGUUUGAACAAUUCAUUAUGAACCUGCUGAAAGCAAUAGAUUUUGCAUUAGGCGAUUCAAGAUACUAUUUUUUGAUAUAUAAUGCUUCAGUUAUUUACUGGAAGAAUGUUAGGCCAUUUUUUAAGCCUGGAUUCCUCCAAUUUCUUAUUCCCAGCCUCUCUCAGAUUGUGCCUGCAUUAAACCAUCCAGAUGAGCAGGACAAAGAUUGGACAGCAGAACUCAUGAUAGAAUUGAUUGAAUGUUUCUUAGAUGCUUCUAGAAUUGAAGAAGCCAAGCAGUUUUCAUCUACUGCAGCAGAAUUCAUUAAAGAAAAUGUUCCAGGAAAAUACAAACAACUAUUUUCACUAAUGGUGCGUCACAAACUAGUGGAUGCAUCACAAAUAGAGGAUGAACUAGAAAGCACUCCCAGCCUGAAAAUUAUUCAUAAAAUCCAAACAAUGCAAUUGUCCUUGGAUGCAAAUGAGAUUCCACCAGAAGCUGCUACAGAACUGAGCAAUAUAUAUGAACUUUUGAAAGGAUGUAAAAAUAUAUUAAAACGUAAUGAAAAAAUUUCAUUGCUUCUGGAGUUAGCUCGUCUUUCGCUGAAAUUAAAUUGCAUCUCUAUUGCAGCAUUAUGUAUAACUGAUUUGAAGAGCUGUAAGAUCACAGACACUGGAAAAGAGAUUGAAUUAGACUGCUUGGAAUGUGACUAUGAAGUCCAGAAACUUGGGCCUAAAAUUGAAACUUACGCUAAAAGUGUUGUGGAGGCUCAGCUAAAAGUAAUACAGAAACUUGAACUAAUUUUGCAUCGUGCAAUUCGACUGAAAGACCCUAAUACUAUUCAGACAGUAUGCACAACCCUGUGGAAUCUUUGCUUACCAUUGCUGCAACACAAUUUGAAACACCAUGUACGAAAGCCAUUGCUAGCUAUUGCUGAGGUCUUAGAGAAGAUUGACAGCAUGUUGAUUUUAUUACGAUGUCAAGUUCAUAUGGAAAUUGCUUGCAUUGAAGAAAAGGGAGAAAGAAUAGAGGUUGCCAUGCAACAUUUGCAGAAGGCCAUCCAUCUGGAUAGCAAUGGGCAAUAUCAUGAAUACCUUAAAAUGGCUUUCCAUCGGCUUAAUCUAAAUACUGUGUUGUACAAAUCAUUGGAACGUUUAGAAGACCAAGCAAGUUUGAUGGUUGAACAGGCUAAGAGAGGGACAGCAAAAGACAGUGUGAGGAAAAAACGGUCUUUGUUGAUGAAUGCUGGUCGUGCAUUAGCUCCUGAGGCUUUUCAGAUUGUCUUGGAUAGUGAAAAUGAAGCUAAAGUUGCCUCAAGUAAAAGUAUGGGUCACAUUGGUUAUCUCUGUGCAAAAGCAGAGCAUCAUACUAGAAAUGUGGAGAAAGCAGAUGGACAUUUGAAGCGAUUAGGACGUGAAAAUGAAAAAGAGAGAAUCAGACUUUGGUCAGAAAUAGCAAAAACAGCACGGAAACAAGGUGUGUGGGAUGUGUGUCGAGCUGCAUGUAGAUUCUGCCUCUUGUAUGAUGACAGUCACAUGCCGAAAGGGCCAAAACAGAAAAAAACAUCUAAGAAAAAAACGAGUAUCUCCAUGGCUGAUGAUAAUCAAGAAGUAAGUGUGCCAUCAGAAUCACCCUUACCAGUUCGAUUAUUCUCUUUGGAAAGAGAUUUACUCAGAACAUUAGCAGAAGUAAGAUUCAUUAACGCAGAGGCUACCAUCCAUUUAUUAAAAACAGAAGGUGUCCAGCUCAAUGAUCAUGCUGUGGUCCCUGUGGAUACAACUCAGCACACUGGAGGGCAUUCUCAACACUCACAAAACCAAUGGAGUGAAUCAGACUGGAAUACAUACAGUAAUUGGAUAACUCACUUAUCUCAGUAUGCUAUGGAAAAUUUUCUGCGGGCUGCCAAAAUUGGAGAAGAGUUAAAUGAAGCAUGGAUUGUACAUAACACUGUAGUAUAUGUCUUAAAUCACAAUAAACAUCUAAUUGCUGCAAAAAGACAAAGAGAAAUUGUGGAUUCCCUCCAAACUCUCUUCAAUGCAACUAAACAUACUGGGCACAGUGGGAAUACUACUCUUUUGGUGAGAUUAUGUAAUGCUCUGGCUCGAGGCUUAAUCCUUCCAUGGAUUCCAAAACCAGUUUUCAAAACGGAUGAAAAGAAAGUUAUGGAAGAAGGACCAAUCAAACGUAAAAAGGCUGCUCCAAAAGCACAUGAAAAAGUCCCUUUUGUACCAACUUUGUCUGUGGAUCCUGCUGGGAUUCAUGAUAUUAAAGCAGCUGUAGAGGUUUGUGAAUUUGCCAUGAAUUUGCCCGAUGGAAGUGUUCCUGAUGAGCCAGUACCUAUUGCUGUACGUCAAGAGAUUAUUGCCACCUGGGUGAAAGCCAAACAAUUAGUUCAGCAUCAUAUUGUGAUCAAGCAUGUUGCUGAAGAUGAGAAUAAUGAUGAUGGCCCCAGUCCUGUGACGAAAGUUUUUAUUGGUCUGGAAAUGUACUCAUGCAGUGGUUUAGGUCUCAUGGAGUUUUCACUUCCCAAUUUACAUCACCUGGUGAAAAUAGCUUCAGAGUACAACUGGCCAGACUCUCUAGUGCAACUUCAGACACUGACCAGGCUUACACAUUUUGCACACACCAUCCAUGACCAUGAACUUGUGAUGACUUGUUGUCAGAAGACUUUAGAAUUAGACGAUGAAGCAACAAACAACAAUGACACGAAGAAAAAAGGAAUGAAUGAUUAUGCGGUGAGACAAGAAAUGCUAAGCAUUGCUGUUUGUACCCAAGGGAAAAGCUUAAUGGAAAACCUGGCUGGGAAAAAGCAUUUACGUUUAGUAGCAUCAAAAUGCUUUGUUAAAAGCGCAAGUUAUGCAGGAGAAGCAGGGAAUAUUGCUCUUGCUCUUAUAGCUGCUAGACACUUCUGGAAUGCCUGCUUACCCUUCAUUGGUUCUUCGGUAGACAGGCAACAGCUUAAAAUGCCAACUAUAAUCAUUCUCAACAGCAUUGGUAAAGCAGCAGAAGCCAAAAAUAAGCAGGAAUCUGAAAAUAUGGUAUAUUUGCAUCAGUGGCCUACAACAGAAUUUCAAAGUAGCAGUUCAUCAGAUACCCAUUAUUAUCCAGGUGCUGAUGAGGAUUUGACCUUGAGGACAUUCUUGUAUGUAUUAUUGUUCCAAGUGCAUGCUGAUAAAAAUGACUGGGAGGGAGGCCUCAAAGUGUUAGAUGAAGCUAUUCAGAUUCUCCCUCGAACGAAGCACAGAUUCCCGAUUUUUAAACAUAUGGUCAUGGUCAAGGCCAGGCUUGGACGUAACUAUAUAAUGGAAAUUCAGAAAUUCAAAGAUGAAAGUGAAGAUUAUUUAUCACAUAUGUGGCUUCGUCUGGCCUCUGUGUCUUCAGACCUUGUGGGAGAGUUAUCUUGUUACCAAAAUGCAAUUGAAGUAGUGCAGAAAAAAGAAUCUGAAUUAAAGAAGGUUGAUAAUAUAUUAGAAUUUGCAGAAUGGCUGUAUUGCAACCAGUUUCCUCUUAGUGAUGCUAUUAAACACCUGGACUGGGCAAUAUAUAUUUUGCUACACCUAAAACCUAUCACAAAAACCCCUGAUGAGAAAGAUUCAAGCCAUGAAAUUACAACUGAAGAUUUAAGAAGUAUAAAGCAGUUAGAAGCUUUGGUGAGAGCUCAUACUUUAAUGGCUGUCAUAUCUGGCCAUGGCUCACCUUCUCAUGAACAUCACUGUUUGAUGGCAUAUGCUUUCGUGAUUCGCAUGUGGCAGGUUUCACUGUCAUCAGCAGGAUCUGUUUUAAAGAUGUUGGCCAGAACCUCACCAACUCAAGGAGGCAAAAAACAGGGGAAAACCUCACCAACUCAGGCAGCCUCUCCCAAAAAACAGGGGAAAACCUCCCCCACUCAGCCAGCCUCUCCCAAAACAGGGAAAAAAGAUGCAAAACAACCUCCUGCUGGUCGAACUUCACCAAUAAGCCCUUCUAGAAGAGAUCUCAGACAGAUACAAUCCUUUGCUAGAGAGAAGGCUAAGAGAAAAGGACCAAUUGACACCUUACCAGCAAAUGUGGAGGAAUGGGCUAGCUAUGAUUGUCCUGAUGAAAUCAGAGGUGCCUUCAAAGAAGACUCAAGUGGCUGCACUUUGAACAGAGAAAAUAUUUUAGCACCUACACGCACCUUAUAUUACCUAGAUCUUUUAGUAAAGGAGCUACGGACAAUUUUAUGUACUCACUUGAUUCUUCCGGUUCUUCAGCUGGCUGAGGUCAUUGCCAACAAUGUCGUAGAAAGCAAAAGUCUGUCAGAUCUCUAUCAUCUUCGACUCUCCAGUGUGUGUUUAGAUUUAAAACUGUGUCAAGCUGCGUUUUAUCAUGAGAAGACAGUAGGUGGAGUAUUCAUUAAUGAAAUGGAACAAGGAAGGUUUAGACAAGAGAUUGCAUUUAGAAAUGACAAUGCUAUACAAGCUAACCAGAAGGAAAAUAAAUUGUUUGAUCAUACAAAGAUCGUUGAAGUUGAUCCAAGUAAAAAACUGCUUACUGCAAAAGAUAAGAUUUUGGAACUAAAUGCUAUGACUGGUAAAGGACUAAGUGGGCUUUCUUUCCCAUAUCUGUGGAUGGACAAAGCUGAAGUCCUAAUCCAACUGUGUUUAUAUCAACCAGCCAGGCUGUUACUUUCAGAAGCACACCAAGCAACUCUGGAAAUGAAUGAUGAUCCAUGUGCUGUAUCACGGUGCCUUUAUCUUCUAGCAAUGCUAGCUAACUUGGAGAAAAACUAUGGACAAUCUAAAGCACUACUUGAAAAAGCACAGUUGAUAGGAGGAAAUGAGCAUUUUUGGUACAAUAGCACUGUGUGUUUCACAGAUGCAAUUUUAGGGGAAGACAAAAACAGAAAGUUUAAAACGCUGCAAUCUUGCCACCUUCUACAAAAAACUGUAAAUGUCUUAAGACCCUUAUUGGAGGAAAUACCUAACAGACAAUCUGAAUCUGGUGCUAUAAUUGCAUCCCUUGAAGCCAGGAAAGCUUACAUUCAGAUAAACUUUGCUCAGCAUUUCAUCAAUACCAGUCCUCAUUCUACUGAGUUAGCAGGAAUGCUGCUGGAGCCUUAUGAUAAAUUAAUUCAUGUACAGAAGGACUUCCUUUGUUAUGGAUAUAGAGACUGCAGUGCUGAGGCUUUGAUGGCGCGUGCAAAUAUUCACAGGAUUCUAGGUAAAUACACAGACUGCACUACUGACAAGCAAAGUCAUUACCUGGAUGCAUACAGAUUAGCUCAAGAAGCGGUAUCACAAAUGGAAGAACUUUUUCAAAACAUUAAUAAUGUGCUUCCAGUUGAGACUAGAAAUGUUAACACUCCAUUGAUGAGAAAACUUGCUAGCAUGAAAUUCUCCCUUGUAGAGAUUAUUUUGGAUAUUUUUGUUCUUAUCAAUAUUGAGAGAAAAAAGAAAGAGGCAGGAGCACAACAAAUUGAGCAAAUUAUUGAGGAAUUUGUACGGUUUACUCCUGAUGCUGCUUCUGUAGAACAGGCAUGGAUAACACUUAGCCACACUAUUGGUCAUAAUGCCCAAGCUCAGCUAACAAGUGUACAGAGCCUUUAUACAGGUUGCCCUGAUAUCAGAACGAAGUACCUCUAUCUAACUGGGAGGUGUUUGCAUUUACUUGCUGAUCACAUGGACCCCAUCUGUCCAGCUAUACUUUGGACUGAAAAUGCAGUGGAGAAGGAAGCUAUGCCUAGCUCUGAGAAAUCUCCCUCACCAGAAGCUGAAGCAAAAUGUGAGGAAAGUGAAAGACCAACUAGUAGUGUAUUACUUUCUAAAAAACAGCUUACUGAGUACAAGAGAAAAGCAAGCAAAUUAAGGAGGAGACUGGCUUGGACCCAGAAAUACCUGUUUCAGUCAACUGAAGUUUUGAUGCAGUGCAUUAAUGCUGCAAUUAAUAACAACAUGGUUGAAAUUCUGGCUGCUGCUAGUUUGGAAAUGGUGGAGUGUUUUGGACGCUUUGACCAAGUUUCAGCAAGCCAGUUUUUGGCUCUUCAUCAGAGCUGUGUAGCAUCAAUGAUGAUGAAAAGCAUUCUGCAAGCAGCUACCUUGAAUACUAGCAGUUCACAGCUGGCAGCAAUGUUGCAUCUGAAGCACCAUCUAGAACAAAAAGGAGAUUUAACAAGCAGUCUUCUCAGAAAUGUGGAGCAGAGGUUAGCUGCUAUCUCAAAGGCAUGGGGAAGCCUCUACAUUUCUACACAACAUUUUAAUAUCAUGAAUGAACUGCCACUAAAUUUCCAUGUAGUUAUACUCCAACAUUCAGAAGACAGAUCUCUCUUGUAUGGUGCAGUGCUUGAGAAAGUAAAAUUGACCAGCCCAAAGGAGCAGAAAGAACAAAAGGAAAAGGGCGGGCAGCAGAAGGAAAAGGGUGGACAGCAAAAAGAAAAGGGUGGACAUCAAAAAGGGAAAAUUGUUCAGCCUACAUUGCAGGCUAAAAUUGUGCGAUCUCCUGUGAACUCUGAAACAUUCAUGAAUUUGUUGGAAAGAAUAAAGGUUCUCAAAGAAGACAGAAUGGAGGAUCUUCUGGAGCAAACAGGGCCAAACAAAACUCCAGAAGACAAAACUGAGUUCCAAAACUGGCAGCAGUCAUCUGCCAAGUUAGAAAUGAAUGUGGAAGAAGAAGACGAGCAAGAUUUUACAUCAGAAUUACAGGCUAUCUUAAAAGAUAUGGAAGAAUAUCUGGAACCUGUAUUGUCACAAUUUAAUUUCUCUGAGCUCAGGCAGCAAAGUCCAGCAGUCUCUCCAGCUGACUCAGGAAAAACCAAAAGAGGUGGCUCACCAAAACCUAAAGCAGCUGACUCAGGAAAGACCAAAAUAAAUGAGACAGGAAAAUCAAAAACUAAAAAUAAGGACAAAAAUGUUGUCGCUCAAGCUGGUGCUGAGGAUAUGGGAGAAUGCAUUAUACUACUGGCAGACAAAUUUCUUAUGGAGUUACCUUUGGAAGCUCUGAAUAUCUUUCAAGAAGAAGCAAUAACUUCUGUAUCCAGAGAUUUCUCUCUCCAGCUUGUCUACAACCGCUUGCAUAAAGACGAUACAGAAUACGAAGUUAAAAAGGAAACAAAGGGUACAAAGGAAACAAAACCAAAAGGUGACAUUAAAAAGAAUUUAAAACCAAUUUUCCUGAACCGUGUUCUGCCACCCAACUGCAUUUCAAUUGAUAUAAAUAAUGUUAAAUACAUUGUGGAUCCACAUAAUGAUGUUCAAGAAACAGAACCAGAAAAUCCUGCACAAAUAUUUAAGACAAUUCUAGAAAAAUAUGAGCCAUUUACACUUCGUUGGGAUGGAGUUAUUGGUAAUGUGGAGAUUGCAAGUCAAGCUGUGUGGGAACGUUUACUAAAAUCUAACUGCAGUGCAUUUCUGUUCUCUGGAAUGUCAAGAUUCCUUGCUCAGAUCUUACUUGACAGACUGGUUGCUAUGAACAUCUCAGAAUGUCAGUUGAUGAUUCUUUCCGACCUUGUGCAUGCAUUGCCAACUGUUGUACGAAUGGCAAGUCUGGAUGCACAUAAAAGUUCUUUACGCCUGUCUCUAGAGAUGCCAACUGAGACAGCGAUCAUUCUGAGCCUAAUUGGAGUGCAUUCCAUUAUAGUCAACCAGUGGUACUGUUUCCCGGAAGAAAAUGCAACAAGACUGCAAAGCUUGUGUGAGAAUUUGAUAAGAGUAGGAAAAACAACUGGACAGGCUAUUCAUAUUCUUCAGAGGAGUAAGACUGCAGCAGAGGAAUUGCCCAAAGUGCACCUGGAUCAUGGAGACUCUCCUGAAGCCAAGAAAGAAGAAGAGGCAGAAAAAAGCCCUGUUGGACUAAGCCAUUCUGUAAUUCAGCCAUCAGCUCUUAAUACAGUUUUAUAUGGGCUGCCCAAUUUGAUGUUUACGUAAUUCACAACAGAUUGCUUUAUGUAAAAUGGAAACUGGUUAUAGUGUGAAGUAAUGAUGUUUUUUGUUGGCAUUUGUUAAAAUAAGAGUUCACAAACAUUUGAGCUGCACUCGGUGGCUUUCUUGAAUUUAAACUUUGUCAGUAAGGUAAAUAUCAGCAGUGUUUUUGCUAUUAAAUUUUUUGUUUGCUCUAGGUUUUUCACUA